Molecule: messenger RNA, 1680 nt
Organism: Trichoderma asperellum CBS 433.97
Lineage: Eukaryota; Fungi; Ascomycota; Sordariomycetes; Hypocreales; Hypocreaceae
Source: RefSeq, a predicted model, not a curated record
AUGCGGCCCGACUCCUGGGAAGCCGCCGCAAGGUUCUCGACUCCCAAGUUUGGCCGUCUCGCCCACCAGCGCGAGUCCUCUCUGUCCUCGCUGGGCUCAACAGGGCCGGCGUCGCCCUUCAACUCGCACAUCGCGAACCCCCAGAUCGCCGUCACCGACGCCAAUGGUGACGGCUUCAUGGACAUCCACUCCAGCGACAUCAGCCCAAACUACUACCAGCUGGCAAAGACCAUGGCGCCCUACUCAAACUUCCACCACAUGGAGCACUCCCCCGUCGAGAUGGCAUAUCCCGUCAUCCAGGGCCCUGGCGCCGGCCACCACAAGCUGCGACAGGACCGCAACCUGCUCCCAGCGCCCGACUUUGCCAACGGCCUCACCCGAUCACAUCCCGCCUCUGUGGCAAGCUCAAUAGCGGGCGACUCACCCGCCACGCCCAUUACCGGCGAUAUGGAUCUGUCCGAUAGAAGAAGGCAGCAAGCAGGCCACGUCAACGGCAACGUCCCCAAGCUGGGCCGCACCAUGACCGACGUCUACGGCGACGAGCUGUACAACCCAAACUUCACCAUUACCUCUUCGCCCCAGCAGAGCCAGGUGACUGCCGCCCCCAACGACGUCUUCAACCAGCGCAUCAAUGCCGCGAAUAGCCAGCAUCUCAAUACCGUCCACCACCACUCGCCCACCUCGAGCAUGUCUCGAGACAUUUCCCCCUUCCGCCACGGCUCUCCACUUGCGCCUUCGCCACUGCACGACUGGGCUGCCUCUCACGGCGGCGUGGCCAUCAACUCUCAGCCUCACAUGCCCGGCCAAGACCGCGGCGGCCACCACGACGCCCAGUUUUUCCAGCAGCAGAUGGCCAAGACAACCCAGCCCGCAACGCCCCAGACCAUCUCACCCAAGGAUGCCGUUCUCGAGUUUAAUGAGUCAUCGGAGGAGCCCAACAUGCCUCUGUUUUCUCACCAGCCCAUCAACUUUGGAAUGGACCACAUGGGCAGGAUACUUCCCGACAACGGGGCUGCGGCAUCCGGCGGCUAUGGCCAGGGGGACAGCGCAAGCCACAGCAUGCACCACCACCACGUACCAUCGCAGCAGCACGGGGGCAUUGCACAGGUGCCACAGCGAUAUCCAUUCAUUGCCUAUCCGCCAGCAACCGGCGACGCAUCAGCUUCCCAGCUGAGCUCGGCUGACUCCAAUACAUCCGGAUCGGCCGCUUACAGCACUCCCGUCCCGCAGAGUCGCCCUGCCGGCGCCAAUGCCGAUGGGGGCACCUACACUUGCACCUAUCACGGCUGCACGCUACGAUUUGAGACGCCUAGUCUACUCCAGAAGCACAAACGCGAGGGCCACAGGCAGUCGCACGCACUGGGCGGUGCUCGCCAACAGCAGCAGCACCACGACCACAGCGGCAUGACUUCAAGCCUGCUCAACAGCCAGGCCGGACCCCACCGCUGCGAUCGCAUCAACCCCAGCACCGGCAAGCCCUGCAAUACCAUCUUCUCGCGACCGUACGACCUGACACGGCACGAGGACACGAUCCACAACGCCAAGAAGCAAAAGGUGCACUGCAACCUGUGUACCGAGGAGAAGACAUUCAGCCGUGCUGAUGCACUGACGAGACACUACCGAGUCUGCCACCCUGAUGUUGAGCUCCCCGGCAAGCACCGACGACGCGGUGGAGCCUAG